Serinus canaria (Common canary) is the source of this 824-nucleotide messenger RNA. RefSeq names its product transmembrane protein 141 (gene TMEM141). Lineage: Eukaryota; Metazoa; Chordata; Aves; Passeriformes; Fringillidae. The record is from RefSeq and is a predicted model, not a curated record. The transcript is spliced from 5 exons. Bases 1 to 591 code for a protein of 196 amino acids.
AUGGAAGGGCCCCGCAGGUUCCGCCAUGGCCGCGGCGGAAGGGGCGGGCGGCAGGGGCGGGUCCUGCCCCGGGGCGGGCCCGGCAGCCUCGCCAUGGUGAACCUGGGAGUGCGGCGGGUGGAGGAUGAUGUGGCCGCCAAGCACCCGGCGCUGCAGCAGUACGCGGCUUGUCAGUCUCACGCCUUCAUGAAGGGCAUCGGCACCUUCUUGGCAGGCAGCGGGGCUGCCUUCGCGGUGCAGAAGAUGGCGCGGCAGAAGCUGCCAUACAGCCUGCAGUGGAGCCUGCUGUUGGCUGCCGGGCUCAGGAGGGUUCGGGGCAGUAGGUGCUGUCCCCACCGUGGUGCUGCUGGCACUCCCAGGAGCACCUCGGCCGCCCCAGCUACAGGGUCCCUCGGAAGCUACGUGGUAACCAGAGCCGAGACGCAGAAAUGCUCCAACUUUUGGAUUUAUCUGGAGACAGGCAAGUCCCCACAAGAGCUCGCCGUGACUGGUGGGGUGUCUCAGCCCACAGAAAACCUCCUUAGUGCAGAAGACGGGGACGGCGCUGCAACACUGGUGAGGAAGAACAGGUAUGGUGACGUGGUGGACUAGCCAGCAGAGCAUAGCCUGCUGUGUCUGUGUCUCACUUCACCCCUUCCUGUUUGCCCAACCUGAUGCUGCCCAUGCUGCCUGUGAGGGUGGUGGGCUUGGUGACACUUCUGGAAAGCUCAGAGGACUUGAUCCUGCCAGAGCAAGCGUGGUGGAGGCACCUCAGGGAUUGCUGCCUGCCCCAAGGCCUCUGAACUUCGCACUGGGGGUACAAUUAAAGUUGAGAGCUGAAUGCA